GGUAAUCACUUUGAUCAGUAUGAAGAAGGACACCUGGAAAUCGAGCAGGCGUCUCUCGACAAGCCCAUAGAAUCGGAUAAUAUUGGACAUCGCUUACUCCAGAAACAUGGGUGGAAGCUGGGCCAGGGAUUGGGAAAAUCUCUUCAGGGGAGAACUGAUCCAAUCCCCAUCGUUGUCAAGUAUGACGUCAUGGGCAUGGGCCGCAUGGAGAUGGAGCUCGAUUAUGCCGAAGAUGCUACCGAACGGCGCCGUGUCCUAGAGGUGGAAAAGGAAGAUACAGAAGAGCUGAGGCAGAAGUACAAGGAUUAUGUUGACAAAGAGAAGGCUAUUGCCAAGGCCUUGGAAGACCUCCGAGCCAACUUCUACUGUGAGCUCUGUGAUAAGCAGUAUCAGAAGCACCAGGAGUUUGACAACCACAUCAACUCCUAUGACCACGCACACAAGCAGAGGCUAAAAGAUCUCAAGCAGAGAGAGUUUGCCCGAAAUGUCUCUUCAAGGUCCCGAAAGGAUGAGAAGAAACAAGAGAAAGCCCUUCGGCGGCUCCAUGAGUUGGCAGAGCUAAGAAAACAAGCAGAAUGCGCACCUGGGAGCGGCCCCAUGUUUCGACCAACCACAGUGGCUGUGGAUGAAGAAGCAGGAGACGAGGACAAGGAGGAGUCGGCCACCAGCAGCGGCUCAGGGACCACCACAGGGUGCAGCCUGGGCCCCGAGCUCUCCACAGAGAAGGGGGGCCCCUUCACUGCAGUUCCAGGCACAGGCUCCACAGGGCUGCCACAGGCUUUGGGGCCAGCUGCCCACGGCAUCAGUUUCAGCUUUAAGAACAACCCGGGGACCCCACUGCAGAAAGUGGGGGUGUCGUUUUCUUUUGCCAAGAAGGCGCCCGUCAAACUCGAGUCCAUAGCUUCAGUUUUCAAGGACCACGCAGAGGAAGGAUCCUCUGAGGAAGGAGCAAAACCCGAUGAGAAAGGUUCUGACCAAGCGCUGCAGAAGGCUGGGGAUGCCGACGGGGGCGGGAACACCGAGGGCAAGAAGGACGACGAGGACCCGCAGGACAGCGGGGCCCUGGCCUCCACACUGUCCAAGCUGAAGCGGAUGCGCCGGGAGGAGGGCACCGGUGCUGCAGAGCCCGAGUAUUACCACUACAUCCCCCCAGCGCACUGCAAGGUGAAGCCCCACUUCCCCUUCCUGCUGUUCAUGCGGGCCAGUGAGCAGAUGGAGGGCGAGGCCGGCACGCACCCCAAGGGCACCCCAGACAGCAAAAAGAGUGGCUCUCCCAAGCUGAAGAGCUCUGCCAGGGUGGCCCCCAGCCAGGCAGUGGAGCAGGAUCGCAGCGAUGGCGCUGAACCACCCACGGAACCAAAGGAAACAGAGGAGGAGGCCUUGGUGGAGCCCGGGCCUACCCAGCCCCGGGGCAGAGCUGAGGUCAGGAAGAUCUCUUUGGGGUACGCUGGGGAACAGGGUGCGCCUGGAUCGUCAGAGGUGCAACCGUGUGAGCCAGAGCCCACCAAAGAACCCUGUGCACCCGGGGCCAACGCUUCAGGGAGGGACAGCCAAGAGGGCCCCCGGCACCCAACCGGGCCCUUCUUUCCGGUGCUGAGCAGGGACGAGAGCACGGCCCUGCAGUGGCCGUCAGAGCUGCUCAUCUUCACUAAGGCCGAGCCGUCUGUCUCCUACAGCUGCAACCCUCUCUACUUUGACUUCAAGCUCUCCAGGAACAAGGACGCCAGACCCAGAGGGGCAGAAAGAGCCAGGGACGCCCUCCCGGGCCCUGAGGCGGGAGCGCCCAGUGGAGACGCGGGCGAGCCCGAGACAGACACGGGGCUGUGUGCUGCUGCCCCCACAGGGCCCGAGCCGGGGGGCAGCCACGGCCCGGUGCCCCCGGACGUGGCGCGGAGCCUGGGGGGCCGGAAGGAACGGCCCGGGAGGGCGCACCGGCACAAGAAGAAGAGGAAGCAUAAGAAGUCGGGCAAGCACAAGCGCAGGCAUAAGGCCGACGCGGAGGAGAAGGGCUCCAGGGCCGAGCCCGGGGAGAAGUCCAAGAAGCGCAAGAAACGGAAGCGCAAGAAGAAGUCCACGGGCGGGGCCGACUCGGAGCGGGGCCCCAAGCCUGAACCCCCGGGCAGCGGCAGCCCCGCCCCGCCCAGGCGGCGCCGUCCGCCGCCGGAGCCGGCCCAGCAGCGGGGACGAGGACAGCGACGGCGGCGCGUCCCACCGGCCGCGCCAGGAGUCCCCGUCCCAGUACAGCGAGGAGGACGAGGACGAAGAGGAGGAGGAGGAGGACUCGGGCAGCACGCGCUCCCGCAGCCGCUCCAGAGGGCGCCGCCGCUCCUCGCGCCGCUCCUACUCCAGCAGCUCGGCCGCGUCCUCCGACCAGAGCGGCUACAGCAGGCCGCGCAGCUACUCGGAGGACAGCUACAGCGACUACAGCGACCGCUCGAGCCGGCGCUCCAAGCGCUCCCGCGACUCGGACGACUCGGACUACACCAGCCCCAAGCGCCGCUGCAAGCGCCGCAAGUACUCCUCCUCCGAAGAUGACGACGACUACAGCCUCAGCGGCAGCCGGUCCCACAGCCCGUCCCGGAGCCGGUCCAGGGAGCGCUCGCGGUCCCGCUCCUGCAGCAGCCACAGUCGCAGCCAGCGGCGCAGCCGCAGCACCACCGCGCACAGCUGGCAGCGCAGCCGCAGCUACAGCCGUGACCGCAGCCGCAGCACCCGCAGCCCUUCCCAGAGAUCGGGCUCCAGGAAGGGAUCCUGGGGCCAUGAGAGCCCCGAGAGCCGGCGACCUGGCCGCCGGGACUUUAUUCGCUCCAAGAUCUACCGCUCUCAGUCCCCGCACUACUUCCGGCCGGGCCGGGGCGAGGGCGUCGGGAAGAAGGAGGACGGCCGUGGGGAUGAGCGGAAGGGGUCGGGCCUGCCCCAGAGCAGCAGCGCCAGUGCGGGGAGAGGGUCGGAAAGUGACUGCAGCCCUGCUGAUAAGAACUCUGUCACUGCAAAACUGCUCCUAGAGAAGGUGCAGUCCAGGAAAGGGGAGCGGAAACCCAGCGUGGGCGAGGAGGUGCUGGCCACCCCUAAUAAGGCUGGGCACAAGCUCAAGGACCCGCCGCAAGGCUACUUUGGGCCCAAGCUGCCUCCUUCUCUGGGCAGCAAGCCUGUCCUUCCACUGAUAGGGAAGCUCCCAGCUACCCGAAAGCCCAACAGGAAGUGUGAGGAGUCAGGGGUAGAAAGGGGAGAGGAGCAAGACCAGUCAGAGCCGGAGGAGGGGCCCCCUGGGAGUGGGUGCCAGUUCCCCACGGGGGACACCGCUGGCCCCUUAUCUGACCCGACCCCAGAAGAGCUAAAAUCUGAAGCUCCUCCUGACCACCCUGUGGCUCCGCUAGAUACCCCGGCGCACUCUGACUGCUACCCUGGGGACCCAGCCAUUUCCCAUAGCUACCUCCCUGACCCCAGCGAUGGGGACCCCCUGGAGUCCCUGGAGAGCAGCAGCCAGCCGGGUCCUGUGGAAGCCCCCGACUCAGAGCACUUUCCAGGCUAUGCGCCCCCCAGCGGGGAGCCCAGCGUGGAGUCUGUUGAGGGGACGGAGGACGCCUCGCUGGCCCCCCUGGAGAGCCAGCCCAUCACCUUCACCCCGGAGGAGAUGGAGAAAUACAGCAAGCUCCAGCAGGCCGCGCAGCAGCACAUCCAGCAGCAGCUGCUGGCCAAGCAAGUAAAGGCUUUUCCGGCCUCAGCUGCCCUGGCCCCUGCCACCCCUGCCCUGCAGCCCAUCCAUAUCCAGCAGCCGGCCACAGCCUCAGCCACCUCCAUCACCACGGUCCAGCAUGCCAUCCUGCAGCACCACGCUGCUGCCGCCGCCGCCGCCAUUGGCAUCCACCCCCAUGCCCAUCCCCAGCCCCUGGCCCAGGUGCACCAUAUCCCCCAGCCGCAUUUGACGCCCAUCUCCCUGUCCCACCUCACUCACUCUAUCAUCCCCGGCCACCCUGCCACCUUUCUUGCCAGCCACCCCAUCCACAUCAUCCCCGCCUCCGCCAUCCACCCUGGGCCGUUUGCCUUUCAUCCUGUCCCACAUGCUGCUCUCUACCCCACGCUGCUUGCCCCACGGCCUGCUGCGGCAGCUGCCACUGCCCUGCAUCUCCACCCACUGCUGCACCCCAUCUUCUCAGGGCAAGACCUGCAGCACCCCCCCAGCCACGGCACGUGAGUCAGGGAUGGGAGCUUCCCGCCGAGAAAGGUGCCCCGAGAUUGUUCCCUCGGGGUGUGGAGCCAGGAGUGCCAGGUGAUGUGCACUGGGUGGGCAGUGUCUGGGAGCCAAAGAGCCAAGCUUUGGCGUGCAGGGCUGGGCUGGGGGUGAGGUUUGCUUUGGGUUUACUAUCAGGGAUUCCCCCUUUGUCCAUUCUCUGUCCUCCCUCUCCUGUGUCUCUAGCUAGGGAGGUCCCAUAAGUGCUGCCCAGCCUGUGCAGGGACACCUCCAGGUCGUCACCCUCAUGCAGUCCCCUCUUGCCUCUUUUUAUCCUACGCUUCUCCUUUCUAUGAACCUCAAGAUACUGUCCUGUCUCUGGCACCCGGGAGGUCACAGGCCCGUCCGCCCCUGCGUUCCUGGUGCCCCGCUGCUUCCCACCGUGAACGCUGCACCACCUGGGGGCCCUGCCUUCCCUGUCCCUCGGUGACACAUUGCCCAGGUGAAGCAGAAAGGAAAUAGGAUCUGGAACCGGAUGCAACCCAGCCGGCCACGUGGUCCACUUCCUGGCGCGGUAGACCUCUAGUCCCUCAUCCAAGAGGCCUCUGUGCAACCCAGGAAAGAGGAUAUUUUCCUGACCAGGCUGCGCCACCUUCGCCGGGUGCUCCUCAGGGCGGGCACUAGUGUCGGAGGGCGUAUCUUCUGUUGUGUUGAUGUUUCCUUCUUAAUUUAUAGAAUUUUUUAAUGUACAAAUUGCACUGAACUCUAUAAACGUAAAUGCUGCUUUUUGUAGCUCAUAUAAAAAGGUUCCAUAUUUGUAGUAUACUGCAAUAAUAUUUUUUACAUCCAGCUCUUUAAGUGAUCCUCGUUCUGGUGGCUUUGUGUAAAUAUGUUUGCCCUAGUUGAAUUAAGAAACUUUAAGGGUUAUAAAAUGAAAACAAAAAAAUAAAGUUUUUGUUUUCUGCUGGAUACAAAAAUGACUAAGCAUGUAUAUUUUAUCAAGCUCAUGUAUUCUUCGAAGUUAGGAACCAUGAAAACAUCAAAUGUCCCGUACUGUGCAGUAAGUGCUGCCCCCGCUCCGGGCACUGGUAGCGCGGUCUCCCUGGUGGGCGGGUGCUGCUGCUUCCUACAGCAAAGAGGAGACCCGCCACAGAGGGAACCCUGCAGCCUUCUCACUCCAGAAGCAGUGGGAUUCGGCCCGCCCGGGGCCCAGGGUCUCUGGGCAUCCCUCAGCCUUCCCAGGGCUUAGCCUCUGGCAGUUUCUCCCGUGUGCCUUUUGGGUUGGCUGGGACCUGAAGAGCAGCAGCCCAGAGGGCCAGAGCUGUGUGGUUUCUGCUCCUCUUCUGCUCGGACACUGCACCUCUUAGACUGCACACUGUGCGCCUUCUGCCCAGCAUGAUUUGGCAGAGCAGGCUUCUUCCUCUUCUCUUGGUCAGGGACGCUAGCUGAGGGUGCUUCCCACCUGCCCCUCUCUGACCCAAGGUGCUUGGGUUGCAGGCCCCAACGCCUUUGGUGUGUCUCGCCCCACCCCGUGGCUAGCACUGGCUGAGUGGUGUGCUGGUAGGAAAAAGGAGCUCCACUCACCCCAGCCAGGCCUCUGUGUUCUGCCUUACCCCCCAGGUUCUGCAGGGCAGGGAGUCGGCGCCGAGAAGCCCCCCACUUCCUACAGCGCCUUGUCUCCCAGGGAGGCAAGCACUCCAAACAGCCAGCGCUGGGAGAAGGGAGGGACCCACUUUUCUUCUGUCCGUGUGGUAAUGCACAGUACAGUAGUGACGUGUGCUGCUUCCCAUUAGCUUGCAGACUGGGCAGUGUGUAGUCUGGCCACCUCUGCCUUGCUGGGGCAGUUUUACUACAUUUCCAGAAUAGUGAUUUUAGAACCUGAAAAGAAAAAAUAAAAUAACCUGUCCUUACAAGCGUAACAGAUUGUAUUUAACCUCAUGGCAUAUGAUAGCGGUAUGUGCUGUAAAAUGAGAGAAAGGAGCUUUCUAAUAAACCAGCAGUCUGUGCAAACGUA
Messenger RNA from Chinchilla lanigera (long-tailed chinchilla), 6185 nucleotides. RefSeq names its product G patch domain containing 8 (gene Gpatch8). Gene Ontology annotation, cellular component: nucleus. Lineage: Eukaryota; Metazoa; Chordata; Mammalia; Rodentia; Chinchillidae. The record is from RefSeq and is a predicted model, not a curated record.